This is a messenger RNA of Paramecium octaurelia, 1644 nucleotides long. NCBI's taxonomy places the organism in Eukaryota, Ciliophora, Oligohymenophorea, Peniculida, Parameciidae. The record is from the annotation of a GenBank genome assembly.
AACGUUUAUAAAAUGAGUUAACGAGAUUUGAGUAAUUUGAUUUCAAUCAAUCCCAACGAUCCCCAGCAAUAUUAAGACUUGCUGGCUUAUUAUCGAUCUAAAUUGGGAGAAUUCGAGAAGGAAAGAUUUGAGUGGUUAACAAAGUUAGAGGAAAUCAAAAUUUAAUAUGAGGACAAACAUCAAUAGGAAUGGGAAUUACUAAAGAGGAAAUAGGAGAUCAAGGAGUUGUAAUAAACAGUGGGAGAGGCGAAAGUACAUAUAGAAAUUGAUGAAUUUAGUUAAUGCUAUUCGAGGAGAGAUAAGCCAGAUUGAAGUUGUAAAAGGAGAAUGACGCUUUGAAAGUGAGAGAAUUGGAGGAUAAAAAGAAGAUUGCUGAAUUGAUGGCUAUGAUUGAACCCAUUGAGGAAUAAGUAGUAUUAUCAAAAGAUUUAAGACCUGAAGUAACUACAAAAUAUACAGGUGACACAUUGGCCGUAAGAGAGAAGCAGGGGAAGUAUAUUGAAUCAAUUAAACUAUUUAGUGUUAAGAUGCACAAUAUCAACCAAGGGAGGAGCAUAUUAAAAACAGUGUAUAUGCCAAACGAAUAGUUGAAUGCAUAUUAGUUGGAGAAUGAAAAUUUGAAAAAAUAAGUUGAAAAUGCAGAAACUAUGUUGACUCAAUAAUUCGCAGCUUUGAGGGAGGAAUUGAGAGCAAAGGAAGUGGAAACCAAUUUAAGAAUAAAAGAAGACCAAUAGAAAUUAGAUUAAUUGGUUUAAAAAAUAUAAAAAUUGGAGAAACAAAAUGUAGAACUUGUUAAAGGUAUAUUUCAUAAAUAUAACUUAUUAUAGAUUGUUAUGUAUAAAAAUAGAAAUUUUAGAAUAAGGAGAGGUAGAUGCAAGAGGAUUUGGAAGUGGCAAAGUUGAAGAAUAAGAAAUUGAAGAUGGAAUUGGAUUAAAUCCAAAAGAAAUACAAUAUUGAAAAUAAGACAGCAUUAGAAUUGCUUGAAAAGAAGUCUGAUGAAUACAAUAAAAAAUUCAGAAGUCAAAUCAAAUCAAAAGAUGAGCAAUUGUCAAUCAUCAAAGAACAAUAUGAAUAAGUUUAGAAUAUUUAUAUUAACAAAAUAUAAUAAUUGGAAGAGAAUCUAUCCAAAUUAAUUGAGAAGUAUUAUUUCAUCAUAAAUUAGGUAUUAAUAAUUGGAAAAGAGAAGAGCCUUGGAAGUUGAAGGGUUUAAGAAUGACAUCAAGAUUUUGACCAAGAAAGUAAAGGAUUGUGAGAAAUCACAUGUGGAAAAAUAAAAUGAAAAUAAGUCACCUGAAGAUUUGGCUAAAUAUCAGGAAGAAGCCUAGUAACUCAAGUAGCAAUUAGCCAAGGAGACAGGCAUUAUCUAUUCUUCAGGAAAGAAGAAUAAUGCCAAUAACAAUAAUUAACAAUAAACUCUUAAGGUGAAGGGCAGUCAAUCAAGGGGAGCGUCGAAAACGAUGAAGCAAACCCACAAAUAAAACAAGAAGGGAAUCUAGAGUACAAUUUCAUAGUUGAUUUGUAGAUUAAAACGAUUAGAGAGAAGAUGAUGAUGCAUCUGAAUCUGUUCCAAUGCAUGAGUUGGAAGACUUGCAACGAUAAUUGGAUGAACUACAGUAUCAAAUGGAUGUAGCCAAGAAAUAAUGA